This is a messenger RNA of Mollisia scopiformis, 2106 nucleotides long. RefSeq lists its product as uncharacterized. Gene Ontology annotation, molecular function: DNA-binding transcription factor activity, RNA polymerase II-specific; zinc ion binding. Lineage: Eukaryota; Fungi; Ascomycota; Leotiomycetes; Helotiales; Mollisiaceae. The coding region runs from base 34 to 1800 and encodes 588 amino acids. The record is from RefSeq and is a predicted model, not a curated record. Gene Ontology annotation, biological process: regulation of DNA-templated transcription. The transcript has 2 exons.
CUUCAAUUCACACUCGGUUCGUAAUCUUUGACGAUGCCCACAACAAAAAAGCCGCAAAAGACUAGAGCAACUAGGAGAAGCUUGCCAAAAUCGAGGACGGGCUGCAUGACUUGUCGGAAACGGAGAGUCAAAUGUGGAGAAGAAAGACCAAGGUGUCUGAAGUGUGUCAAGUUUGGCAUUUCAACCGAAGAUUGCGAAUAUCCCCAAACAUUCACACCAUAUAACCAAGGACAACUUCUUCCCGAGUCCAAGCCACUUCUGCCCAAAAGCGCUGCGACUGCUGGACUUGGAAAAGACUACUCUGGAAAUCUCGGAGUGGAACAAUUCCAGCAAUUUUUGGUACCCAGGCCCCCUCGCGGACUCUUCGAGAAUGACAAAGAAUAUCGCUUCUAUCAAUUCUUCUCCAAGGAUGUUGCGCAUGAGCUUUCAGGAUUCAAUCCGUCGACUCUCUGGCAACAAUUAAUUCUGCAGGCGGCAGAGGCAGAUCAAUUUAUUCGCCAUUCUGUCAUAGCCGUUGGUGCAUUGUAUAAGAUAAUCCACAAAGCGCCUCACAUGCGACCAUGUGACGCUCACCGGCUAUUCAAAGCCGAGCACGACUUUGCUGUCCAGGAAUACCAAAAGUCUCUCGUCAGCAUGCGAGGUGCAAUUUCGACGUCGAGUAUGGAUGUUCGAACUGCUUUGAUUGCAUGCCUUCUGACAGUUUGCUUCGAAAACGUCUAUGGACGUAAAGAUUUGGCUCUCUCAAAUUGUCUAAGUGGUACCAAAUUGCGACGGAAAUUUGGGAUCUCCCCAUUAGGCAAUCGCUCAUUGCAUCGAGUUCCGGCAAAGGAUGAGAUGUCAAGGUCUUGUGCUGUCGAAGAUGAGCUCGUUGCCGUGUUCUCUCGGCUAGACCUCUCAGCUAUGCUCUUUGUUGAUUACUACCCUCAAGAUGGCCAUCGCAUGUUCAAAGAUGAAGCGGAUAGCUUGAUUGAGGAGAUGGCACUUAGAUUUGAAACUAUGGAAGAGGCUAUUGCGUAUAGCAACAUCAUAACGAAUCGAUGUUGGCAUUUUCUAAACAUUGUCCAGGGGCUCGACAGGCCAACGGUACGGCGCCCAUGGGACCACAUGGAGGACUUCCAGGGUAGAUGGGCUUGGGUAGAUCUAAGGUACGGCUCGAAUCCUUGGACAGGCACGAACAGACGGAUCCCGUCAAAUUGGUUGAAGGAAGCGGCAGAGUGUUUCGCACAGCUAGAAAAGUGGUUGACCAGGUUUGAUUCGUUGUGGCAAAGUCUCCAAAGCUCAUCCCAAGGCCAGCAUAAAGACUUUACCCGAGCAACCUUGUUAAAGCUACAAGCUAUAUCAACGUACAUAUCUGUUAAAGGUUCCCUUUAUAGACACGAAACGGAAUGGGACGCUCACAUUCCCGAGUUUGAGGAAAUCGUGUCUCUUACCGAGUGUUACAUGUCUUCGAAACCGAAACGGUUCUAUUUUACAUUUGAUGGCGAGACAUUGAUUUAUCUGUACUAUGUGUUAUGGAAAUGCAGAGAUGGUGCCAUCAGGAGAAGGGUCCUGAAGGUGUUGGAUGAGCAUCCGAGACGCGAAAACUCCUGGGAUGCGGAGCAUUCCGCGAAUGUUGGUCGGUGGCUAUUGUCGUUGGAAGAAGGAGAGCGAGGAAAGUUGGCAUGUCAUGCGAUUGAGGAGGAAGACAGGAUGCGGCUUUUGGGGAUGGACUAUGAUACACUUGAGGGUGGCAUUCGCACGUGGGGAUACAAACUUCGAAACGGCGAACGUGAGUGUUUCUGUCAUCAAUGGCCAGAGUAAUCACGAGAAAUACACUUGGACUUGCUUGGCCGUCAUCAUUGAUUUACCUCUGAUCUGUCUAGACAGGUGUGGACCACUUUGAAUCCUUGCCCAGGCAAUUGCCGCUAGGUAGGUACCUAGUAAGUGUUGAGAUACUGAUCACGUGUCUAUAAAAUAUCACCAUUUCGACUAGGUUUGAAUCGGCAUGAUGAGAUCUGGUCAUGUCGUCUGUUCAUGUAUCUACAAAUUUGGGUUUCUGCCCAUACAUCACAUAUCUGAUGUUUGACAGUUAGCUGUCUCCAUCCGAAGCUCGAGAAGCAAAAACUC